AUGUCCAACGUGCAAGGGAAUUGGAUACAACUUGAGAAGCUUGGAGAGGGCACGUAUGCAACGGUCUUCAAGGGCCGGUCCCGUAUUACCAACGAAAUAGUCGCCCUUAAAGAAAUCCACCUCGACGCAGAAGAAGGGACGCCUUCAACAGCCAUCCGCGAGAUCUCUUUGCUGAAAGAACUCAAACACAUCAACAUCCUUCGCCUUCACGAUGUCAUCCAUACUGAAACCAAACUCAUUCUGGUUUUCGAAUUCUGCGAUCAAGAUCUAAAACGAUAUAUGGACACAAGAGGUGAAAGAGGAGCGUUGCAUCCGGACACUGUUAGAAGCUUUAUGUAUCAGUUGCUGAAAGGGACGGCAUUUUGCCAUGCGAAUAGAGUGUUGCAUAGGGAUUUGAAACCUCAAAAUCUAUUGAUCAAUAGGAAGGGGGAGUUGAAGUUGGGCGAUUUUGGGUUGGCGAGGGCAUUUGGUGUACCGGUGAAUACGUUUUCGAAUGAGGUCGUUACUCUGUGGUAUCGUGCCCCCGAUGUUCUCCUUGGCAGUCGGACAUACUCUACUUCUAUCGACGUUUGGUCGUGUGGGUGUAUCUUCGCGGAGAUGAUCUCGGGUGUGCCUCUCUUCAGAGGAAGGGACAACCAGGAUCAGCUUUUGAAUAUCAUGAGGAUUAUCGGCACUCCUGACGAUCGAACGCUGGGGAAUAUUGUUUCUCAAUCGCCCGAAAUCGUCAUCAAGACUUUCCCACGAUACGCCAAGGUUCCCUUCUCCCAAAUUCUUCCCAAAGCAUCCCCCCAAGCUCUCGACUUGCUCGAUCGUCUUCUGCAAUUUGACCCUGCUAAACGGAUUACUGCAGCAGAUGCACUUCGCCAUCCAUACUUCACUUCGGCCUUACCCACCCCUCCGUCCAUUCCUCAGGGCCUAAAUGCGUACGCACCCCCUGGGCCUGUGCCCGGACCCGCGGGUCCGGCUGGACCAUCAGCACAAGCUGCAGCACCCGGACAAAUGGGACCUCCAGCGGCGUAUUAUCCACACGGCGGUGGACACCCUCCUCCACCUGGAGCUCAUGGCGGUAUGCCUCCUCCCCCUGGUCCUGUACCUAUGUAUCCUGGUUUUGCCCACCCGAGUGUUGCUGCCCCUGUGGCAAUGACCAUGGCGAAUUUGGCGACCGGGAUGCCAGCGCCAGACGUUCAAACCAUGGUGUAUCAGCAGGCUCAACAGCAGCAACAACAGCAACAUCCACAAACCUAUGCACCACGUGGUGGAUAUCCUGGAACUGGAUACCCAGGCGCUUAA
Cantharellus anzutake is the source of this 1290-nucleotide messenger RNA. Its product is annotated as kinase-like domain-containing protein. Gene Ontology annotation, biological process: protein phosphorylation. Bases 1 to 1290 code for a protein of 429 amino acids. The record is from RefSeq and is a predicted model, not a curated record. Gene Ontology annotation, molecular function: ATP binding; cyclin-dependent protein serine/threonine kinase activity. The transcript is spliced from 7 exons. Gene Ontology annotation, cellular component: cytoplasm; nucleus. NCBI's taxonomy places the organism in Eukaryota, Fungi, Basidiomycota, Agaricomycetes, Cantharellales, Hydnaceae.